CCAAUUUAUUCAUCUCAGAGGGCAUUGCAAUUCAAUAAUCAAAUAAAUGAUCAUUGUCAAAUAUUGCAGACAACCGAAACUGCUACCAUGUCAUCAUACAUUUUGUUUACCGUGUCUGGAUAAUUGCGUUGAUUUGGUUCGUCGGGUGCUGAAAUGUCCGGAAUGCAGAGCGGAACAUCCGGUACCAUAUGAAGGUGUCAAAAAUUUCCAAUCCAAUUAUACCCUUACAGGUUUCUUGGACAUACAUUUGCAAGCAACAGACGACAAUGCCGCUCAGUUGGAAGCUUACAUCCAGAGGUAUAAUCUGGAACGAUGUAAAAUUUGCGAUGAAAAAGCUGUACUGGACAUUUGCGCCCACUGUGAAAAACGAGCCUGCAGUGAUUGUCGUGCAACACAUCUGGAAAUGUUGAAGCGUGAUCUAACGAGAAUGCUCAACCAGGUGAAACGUUUAUCAAAUCGAAUUACGGAAGCAUCUGAUGGAUUGAGUAAAGGAGCUGAAUUGUUAUCAUUAAACUGUGAAACUACGAAGGAUGAGGUCAGAGAAUAUUUUCGUCGUUAUUAUCGGGAAUUAAAAAAACGCGAAGAAAUGUUUAUCGAGGAAAUCGAAACAUUUAAUGCAACCGAAACUCGACUUAUGCGUAAUUUACGGGAUAUACUUGAAAUCGAAAGUUCGAAUAUGAGCGAAGGCUGUGCAUAUUUAGAAGCAGCACUGAAAGGUGAACGAGAAAUGCAAGAUUCUGAACUGGUGAAACUAAAGAGUGUCUUUUCGGAUGGAUUGGAAUAUUUGAGGAAUUUUCAACCUGAUGCCGACGAACUUUUCUCGAAAAAGUUACGCUUUUCACCUGGUGAUGAUGCCUCAAAAUUACCGACAGCUAUUGCCAGUUUUGGCGAACUCACCGUCAUGCUACCCCAAUUUGCUGGACGCUAUCUUCCGUUGGAACAGUCCUAUUUACCACGUCCGAUGAAAAUUGGUUACGAAUCGGACAACUAUAAGUAUGCCAGUAAACGGGUGGUUGAUUUGGAAGAAGGAGGUGGGCGUCCCCAAAACGACUUUCGCGGUACGGUGGGUCGUUACGGGAUACGUGUUAACGCUGGAGAGGAAGAUAUGAUGUCUAUUCGAUAUCGUCGUCGACAACAGAUGGAAGAAGAAGCCUGGAAUCGAUUGAGAGCGGAAAAAUUUGAUAAUUCUGGCCAGUUAUUAGGUGCUGGUAGUAAUACUGGCACUUCAGGAAGUAUCGGUAGUGGUAUUUGUCAUAAGCCGGGAAAUAGUCCAUGGAGCCGUACCGUAAUUGGGAAUGGUAUGAGUCCAUCUGUUGCUAGUACAAAUGCUAUUACAAAAAAUGAUUUAACAACCGCAACUGCAAAAGUUAUCCCUGAAGGCUUAUCAACUACCACUAUUAGCGAUAGUUCGAGACAGAGUGGUGUUACAACAAAUGAGAACAAUUCAGUAAACAAAUUUUUAGUCGUUCCCAAAGGUGUGGUGUUAAAUGAAGGUCAACCUGCAACGGAAUCAACUGUUACGCUUGUCCAGAACCAAUCAGGAAGUGAAAUUAGGCAAUCGAAUGCUAACCAAACAAGCAAGAUUGUCGAUGGUAUCAAUGCUUUACCGCAAAAUUCGAGAAAUACUUUAAACCACUCACAGCGGUCACUGGAAGAAUCCGUUGGUAAUGCAGCAACAACAGCAUUACAAGCCCGUAAAUCUGCUAAUCAAAGUCAUAUACCGCUACCCUUACCAAUAAACAAUCAUCAAAAUGAAAGCAUCGAUGUCACCCCAAAAUCUUCGGCGACACUGAAAUUUACCAAGAAACCGCCUCUGCCACGACAAGUGUCAGGUGAUGAUACAAGUUUGAAUGAAAAAAUUGAAAACAUCCGUACAGCCCAUGAAAUGCGUCGUGCUACUCGAAUUCAAAAUAUGUCACCGAAGCAGUUGGUACCUUUGAACGGUACUACUGACAACAGCAGUAACAGCAGCAACCGGGACACUAAUACAAGUGAUGAAAGCGAAUGUGAGAACGAACCAAUCCAGCAGAAACAGACCAACAGUCGCUUCCGGAUCAUUUGUCGUAGUGCUUCUGAAUCUAAAGAACCGAUUGUCCACCAACGUCCUGCCGAUCCAAAUCCUCUUUCGUCUGCAAUUCAGGAAACACUUCUAUCGACUGAAAGCGCUGAAGGAUCGUCAUUACCGAUUCCGGUUACACAUUAUCCAGGUGAGCAGUUGCCAUCAUGGUUAUUGAGACGUCGGCAACGUUACCAACGCUCGAAGACAAAUCCUGACCUGAUUUCCGUACUGGUUGCUUUGAACGGCCAACAGAGUAACCUGGCAAACCUGGCAUUCCCCUCUGCUGAUGGUAAUAGUAACAAUAUUAGUCCCAGUACUACUAGCCAGAUACCAUCCUCAAAUAGCCGGGUCCAACAACUCCUUUUGGAACGCUCCAGCCGUUUGGCCGGUAGCGGUCUAUUAGUGCGCCAAGAUAGCGAAACCAGCGACAUGGCGGUGAUAGCUACUCCGUCUUUACCGAGUCAAGAUCGUCGAUCACGAUACCGUAAACGAUCCAGUAUUGCUUUGGAUGGCGAAACCUCCUAUGAUGGUCGUCUGUUCCAAGCUCCACGUUUCAUCUGUACUGUUGAUUACGUGGCAAAAGCAAAACCAAAACUGGUGUUUGGUAAAAAAGGUUCCAAAGAAGGAGAGCUUAAUUGGCCACGUGGUCUUGCCGUCUUAGGCGGUAACGAAUUUGCAGUAUGUGACAGUAGCAAUCAUCGCAUCUGUAUAUUUAAUACAGGUGGACGUUUGUUAAGGAUGUUUGGAAAAUACGGCAGCGGUGACGCACAAUUAGACAGUGCUGCUGGAAUUUGCUGUAGUCGCUACAAACAUCUAAUUGUUUCCGAUCGUUAUAAUCAUCGAAUCAUGAUUUUUGAUCAAAAUGGGCAUUGCGUGAAAAAAUUUGGUGGACAUGGCCCAUCGAGCGGUCGUUUCAACAAUCCAUGGGGUGUAGCCGUGGAUGAUAUGGGAAUGAUCUACGUUGUGGACAAGGACAAUCAUCGUGUCCAAAUGUUCGAUAGCAAGGGACAAUUUGCUGGCAAAUUUGGUACAAUGGGCCCAGGAAUUGGCCAAUUUCAUCAUCCACAAUUCAUUGCUGUUAAUAAGCGGACACAAAAUAUUUAUGUAACAGACAGUUCGAAUCAUCGAGUUUGCAUCUUUGAUCACAAUGGCAAUCCAAUCUUUCAAUUUGGUUCCGAAGGAUACCAAAACGGCCAGAUGAAAUUCCCACGUGGAAUCGCCGUUGAUGAUCAGGGUUUCAUUAUCGUAGCUGACAGUGGUAACAAUCGUGUACAAAUUUUCUAUCCGAAUGGUCGUUACAUGCAUAGUUUUGGUACAUGGGGUAAUGCACCUGGACAACUUAAAGGUGUUGAAGCGGUUGCACUCAUUGAUACCACAAUUGUUGUUUCCGAUCGUGAAAAUCAUCGUAUACAAUUGUUCUAA
Messenger RNA from Loa loa (African eye worm), 3481 nucleotides. RefSeq names its product RING finger protein nhl-1. Gene Ontology annotation, molecular function: ubiquitin protein ligase activity; translation repressor activity; protein binding. The record is from RefSeq and is a predicted model, not a curated record. The transcript is spliced from 8 exons. Bases 47 to 3481 code for a protein of 1144 amino acids. Gene Ontology annotation, biological process: proteasome-mediated ubiquitin-dependent protein catabolic process; protein polyubiquitination; negative regulation of translation. NCBI's taxonomy places the organism in Eukaryota, Metazoa, Nematoda, Chromadorea, Rhabditida, Onchocercidae.